Spodoptera exigua (beet armyworm) is the source of this 2181-nucleotide messenger RNA. The record is from the annotation of a GenBank genome assembly. Lineage: Eukaryota; Metazoa; Arthropoda; Insecta; Lepidoptera; Noctuidae.
AUGGUAUGAGAAUCAGUACUAGCAGCGGGUUUCCCUUACUUCAAUGAGUUUGAUCUAACAAACUUGAUCCCGACCAUCACGUCAGGCCACGUGAACACAGUGUCGCCCUCUAUGAUACAAACCUCAUGUUGCGUGCAAUCCGGCUUCAGUGGAGGACCAAUAUUCAGAAUCACCAGGCCGAAGAACCGCGUGGAGGUGUUGGGUAUCAUCGCCAUCAACGUCACGAGCGAGGGUGGUGCCUGCUUCCCCUACGUGAACAUGGCGGUACCCGCCCCAGUCUUUAGCCAUGCAAUCGCCAACUACAUCCUAAAUAAAGGUAUGGAGGUGUACUCAGACUUCUGUGGCCCUUGCCUGGCAACAGGCAACGCCAUCAGGAAGGGCAAGUUGGAAAUAGGGCAAGACCGCAUUGCUAUGGUCAAGUGUUGUGCAGAUAAUAUAGACGCGCUGGAAAGAUUCAAGGAUCACAGUGAACCAGUGUUCCUCUUCAUUGUGCGUGGAAAGCUUACACGUGCAAUGUAUGGACCCAAUGGUAUAGACCUCUGUCGCAUAAUAGAAGAAGAGCUGAUGGUUUUAGAAAAAGAAGCUCAAGGCAUCGUGUUGGAAAGGCCGACUUACGAGAUCAAUGAAAUGCUUCCUGAAGAAGCGGCAAAAAUAGAAGAAAAUCUUAAAUUGGAAGAGGAGUAUCGUGAAGCAGCUGAGAGGCUCCGAGUAUUAACGUUAGCCGCUCGUAAGAAGCGGGUCAACGAACGACUGGCCCAGAGCAUAAAACGGCUAAACUUCAUUAUGUUUUGGCCUCACUGCCAUCAAGCGCAUUAUGACUUGUACGAAAAAUGGGACAUGAUUAAUAUAACUGUGGCUGCCAAAGACACGUUCCAGUUGGACGAGAAAUCUGCGCGGGAGGCACUGUACAUGAGCGACGUGGACCCCAACGAAGCGUGUCUCCACGCCCUUCUGAACGGCAGAGUUCUGGUCGUGCUCUUCAAAAUGUUUGAAACUGAUUCCCGAGAUUUUGUUAAACUGAUGCGAUACGCUUUAUAUGAAGAGAUUCCUGUCCCCAAGGAGGACGUGCCUCCUGAGAAGCAAGUUCCACUAGUGCCAGCUUACGAGCGCUACGCUACCAUUAGUAAAUCGGCUAGAGAGAUCCGCCGAGACCGAUACAACGCUAAAUUGGAGAAACUGAGACAAGAAAAAGAGGACAUGGAACGUCUUUUAGCUGAACAGGAGCGUUUGGCACGCGAAGCCGAACAAGAGGCGAUUAGGUUAGAAAAACAACGGAGAGACGAAGAAAGAAUGGCGCGGCUGGCUGCAGGGUUACCAGCUGAUCCUGAGCCCGAGCCUACACCAGUAGCACCACCGGAAGGCGAAGCAGAAGAGCCUAUAGAGGGGCAGGAAACAGAAGAAGGUCAGGAAAAUGAGCAAGUAGAAGAGGGUGAAAAUGAAAAAGAGAAAGUGGACGCGACUGUAACGGAGACUGUAUCAGAAGUAGCCACUACUCUUACAGAUACGACUCCAGCAGACACAAACCCUGACGAAAUAGCUGCAGAGGAAAAAGUAGAAGAAGAAGAAGAAUUUAACUCGGACAUUGAAGUAGAGGGAGAGGAAUAUAUCCCUCCAGGAGGGUUAUUCGUACCUGGACUGUAUACCCCACCUAAUGAGUUAGCUAAGGCUAAUGGAUUGGCAUAUUUCUAUCCUAAGCAAGUGAUGGACUUGGCAACCGUGAUAGAGACGGAAUACUUGCCGCCCCACGUGCUUGUGAUAUUCACCAUAGACAAGCGACACGACGUGCAGGAAGUCACGAAACAGUACCCGUCCGAAAUCUUAAAUAUGGGCGUCUUUGUCGGCGAGGAUCCAUACAAUGCAGAGCACGUAGCUUACACCAUAAAGCAGUAUGAUAAGAUGGAUCGACCAAGGAGAUACCACGACCGACUGGCGCUGAUGGUGUCACGCAAGCGUAGCCUGCCACUGCUACAGCUGGCGGGGCUCAACCCAGUCUACAUCAGCGCAGAUGUCAUCAGUGGCGAGCGCGAGUGUCUCGCCAUGUUCCCAGUGGGAUACGGAGACGAUCACGUGGAAAUAGAGAGCGUCAAAGAAGAAGAAUUGGUGACUCCAGUUGCUGAAGCUAAAGCAGAGGAUAAAGAGGAAGACGAAGACGAAGACGGAGAGGGAACCCAAGACGAGUGA